AUGUUUGCCCACGCUCGUCAGCCCGCUACUUCGCGCAAAAAGAAAACCUUCGGACAACCAGCCUGUAAGAAACUGGCGGAUUCCUAUCACGCCGUAUCCUCCGAACGUAGCACUGUGGAUCCUCUCGACAAAGUGAGAUCACAGGCCUGUCGCGAUGCAUGCCGCUCAGCGUACUUCAGCGUUGAGAAGGUUUAUCAAGCCGAAGACUUCUUUCAAGAACUCGACAAGAGAAUUACGGGAGGCCAGAUCGCCGACUUGACUGCUUUCACCGGCGGUGUCAAAAUCUCAUGGAACAAGAGGUUUACAGCUACGGCUGGUCUAGCCAAAUGCAAGCGCGGACUUUACCCUUCCGCCACCAUCGAGUUGUCCGAUAAGCUCCUUGACGACCGUGAACGCCUGCUCAACACUGUUGCUCACGAAUUUUGUCAUGUCGCAAACAUUCUGAUCAGCGGGGACCUUCGCUCGCACGGAACUGGUUUCAGAGAGUGGGCUAAGAAAUGCGAAGUGGCCUUCAACGAUCUCGGCAUCAAGGUCACAAGAGAACACAACUACAGCCCGAAGUUCGAGUACAUCUGGACAUGCACUAACAAGAAGUGUGGCGAAGAGGUUGGCUACCACAGCAAGAGACUUGAUCCCAAGCAAGAUGAUUGUCGUCACUGCGGCGGUCUUUUGGUGCAGACAAAUCCAGUAGCUAGAGUGCUCAAGACUCGUCGUGACUGGGACACCUGA
Messenger RNA from Aureobasidium namibiae CBS 147.97, 729 nucleotides. RefSeq lists its product as uncharacterized. Gene Ontology annotation, cellular component: nucleus. NCBI's taxonomy places the organism in Eukaryota, Fungi, Ascomycota, Dothideomycetes, Dothideales, Saccotheciaceae. The record is from RefSeq and is a predicted model, not a curated record. The coding region runs from base 1 to 729 and encodes 242 amino acids. The transcript has a single exon.